Molecule: messenger RNA, 2524 nt
Organism: Calidris pugnax (ruff)
Lineage: Eukaryota; Metazoa; Chordata; Aves; Charadriiformes; Scolopacidae
Gene: ADA2
Product: cat eye syndrome chromosome region, candidate 1
Exons: 10
Coding region: 177-1724 (515 amino acids)
Biological process (GO): adenosine catabolic process; inosine biosynthetic process
Molecular function (GO): adenosine deaminase activity
Source: RefSeq, a predicted model, not a curated record
CUGUCUGCGCCGGCAAGAGCCUCGCUCCGCCAACGCCGGGACGGAUCCCGACCCUUUUUAUCUUUGCUGGGACGAGUGCCGGCUCGCAGGAGGGAAGACUGUUCCCCGCUCUCUGGGGCGGCAGCUGGAUGAGCUCUGGAUGCGAGGAGGAGGAAAGUUAACAGUGCAGCAGUAAGAUGAAGCCUCCAUCCAGCCUAGGCAUCAGCCUGGCAUACCUUCUCCUGAAUUUGGCUUCCCUCUGCCUUCCCACCCCAAUCUGGAAGGACCGGGACUCCCUAAUGCAGGAGGAGAAAGCCCAUCAGACAGGUGGCAACUUGGUGCUGAGUAGGCAGGAAGAGCAGCUCAGUACAAAACUCGUAGACCUCAAGAAGGAGGAGGUGGCAACGGCCAUGGCUACGGGGCAGUUUCCUCCAAGUAUGCACUUCUUUCGGGCAAAAGGCCUCAUCGACCAAAGCACGGUGUUCAGCAUCCUAAAGCGCAUGCCAAAAGGUGCUGUCUUACACCUGCAUGACUAUGCCAUCCUGAGCGUGGACUGGCUAGUAUACAAUGCCACCUACCUCCCUGACUGCUACAUCUGCUUCACCCCCACGGGCACCGUUCGGUUUCACUUUUCCAAGCCUCACCCUCCUCACCCAGUGCCAGCCCAGUGCUCCCAGUGGGUUUUGCUGGAGACUUACCGGAAACAGUUGAGCAACGUGACCGAGUUUGAUCGCAGCUUGCUGAGAAACUUGACCCUGGUGACGGAUGCCCCUGAGCUGGCCUACCCUUCUCAGGCUUUCAUUUGGAAAAGAUUUGAAGAAGUCUUUCUCAUUGCCUCUGGACUUAUCUGCUAUGCACCUGUGUUCAAGGCCUACUUCUACCAGGGGCUGCUGGAGCUCUAUGAAGAUAACGUACAGUAUGUCGAGAUAAGAGCCAUCCUGCCUGCGGUGUAUGAACUGGAUGGCACCCGGCACAAUAAAUCGUGGUCUGUGGCAACCUACCGAGAGGUGACCAAGCAGUUCAUGAAGGAACACCCUGACUUUCUCGGAGCUAAGAUUAUAUUUACAGCACACAGGAUGCUGAAUGUUUCCCAGAUUAAAGAAGCCAUCGUCACUGCCAUGGAACUCAGAGACCGCUUCCCAGACACCCUGGCAGGCUUCGACCUGGUUGGUGAUGAGGAUGAAGGUCAUUCUUUAUGGGAACUGAAGGAUGCCCUGACCAUCCCAUAUUCCCUGGGAGUUGACUUGCCAUACUUUUUCCAUGCUGGGGAGACUGACUGGCAGGGCACCUCUGUAGACAAUAACGUGCUGGAUGCACUACUACUGAAUACCAGCCGGAUUGGCCAUGGACUUGCCCUCAUUAAACACCCGGUAGCCAGAAGUUUGUCUCUGAAGAAGGAUAUUCCUGUAGAAGUCUGUCCCAUCUCCAACCAGGUCCUGCUGUUGGUAGCUGACUUGCGGAGCCACCCCGCAGCUGACCUCAUGGCUGAAGGGCACCCCAUCGUGAUCAGCCCCGACGAUCCCCCUAUCUUUGGGGCAAAGGGUGUCUCCUAUGACUUCUACGAAGCGUUCAUGGCCAUCGGAGGGAUGAAUGCCGAUCUGAGGACUUUAAAACAACUUGCGCUCAACUCCAUAAAAUACAGUGCCAUGCUACCGGAUGAGAAAUCUAAGGCCAAAGAGCUCUGGCAGAAAAAAUGGGACCAAUUUGUGGCUGACCUCUCCGAUAGCUUUUUGAGGGAGCUUUAGAAGGGAGGAGACACAUCUCAGAAGGCAUUUGGCAAGCCAGAGCGAGCCAGGCUUAUUGCUAAGAGGGAGACUGCUUCUUCCAUGGGACCUGAGCAGAUGAAUGGACCUCAAAGUCUCACCUGGCAGCGGGCGAUUCUGGUAAGCUCAGCUUUAUGGGUUUAAUGCUAAGAAUGAGCUGCACUAUCCUGUGAAAGUCAUGGACUGGAGGUGAAGUGGAGCAGUGAGCUUUUAUAGCAGCCACAAAAAGAGUAGCCCUGCUCAAAAUAGUCAAAACAAUUAAAAACCGCCCAUGACCAAAUCCUGACAUCCUUAUUCAGGAAAUACACGCUUUCUAAUUAGAGUUAGCAGGACAUGGCCAACACGAGGAGCUCUGAAAUUCGCCUUAUCAUUACAAAAUGCAGACCUUGUCCGGAAACAGUUAAGACAAACAUCCAACCAUUUGGGCCACUGACCUUCAGGAAAGCAAGGACUGAAAAUGACUCUUGUUAUGUUUAACCCUGGGCCUGCUGCCAAAAUAGCACUGCUCGGUCGAAGAACCAGUCAUAGGUCUGAUGUCUGCUAUUUCAGGACCUACCAUGGCUGGAAAAGAGCUGAUGGAACUUGCUCCCAGAACAUUUAAGCCUGGUUGCACGGUGAUCAUAAAGCCAAAAAGCGGUGCCUCAUUUGCUGAGUUCUUUUCUUGCAAGAUCUUUUCUUGUCCUCUGGUCACAAGGAAGCUAAAACACUUUUCAGCUGAGAAAAAAACACCCCCACCCAGCUUAAUUAAAACUGUCCCUCUGCACUGGGCCAUGUGAACACAA